AUGUCAUUGUCCGAACUGUCAAAAUCAUGUGCAUCGACAGAAGCGAAGCAAGCCUCAAUCAACUUGGUACCUCAGGUACCUAUCGACCUGCCCGACUACCUUAGGUUUAUCCAUCCGACCGAAUGGUUCAAGGUUCCUACCAAGGCACUUGGUACAUUGACCGGAGGUCAGCUUCAGCCAGGUGCCAAAUCGGCAAUAUCUCGAUAUCUUCUCGAGAUUCUCUGGCACUAUUGA
Molecule: messenger RNA, 234 nt
Organism: Pyricularia oryzae 70-15
Lineage: Eukaryota; Fungi; Ascomycota; Sordariomycetes; Magnaporthales; Pyriculariaceae
Exons: 2
Coding region: 1-234 (77 amino acids)
Source: RefSeq, a predicted model, not a curated record